Molecule: messenger RNA, 5537 nt
Organism: Nerophis ophidion (straightnose pipefish)
Lineage: Eukaryota; Metazoa; Chordata; Actinopteri; Syngnathiformes; Syngnathidae
Exons: 49
Coding region: 153-5360 (1735 amino acids)
Biological process (GO): lipoprotein metabolic process; lipid transport
Cellular component (GO): membrane; extracellular region
Molecular function (GO): lipid binding
Source: RefSeq, a predicted model, not a curated record
UCAUCACAGAAUUGUGACAGGUCACUGCUGGAUGACAUGAUAAGCAUCGUGGAGACGAACGGCGUGAUUGUUGUUGUUGCUGUCAUUGCUCAAAAAAACAAUACCAUCGUUUUUCUGAAAGUUUGAAGAGAAAAGAAACAAACACGAAGAACAUGAGAGCAGAAAUGGAGGGGGCUGUGGAUGGAGACCGCGUCCCAAGCGAAAGACGACCUAGUAUUUUGCUGCUUCAAAACAUGCUGAAAAAAGCUUCGCAAAGUUCGCUCAACAAUGAAUACCAGACUCUCGUUUCAUCGCCCUCUGAAUUAAGCAUUUCAUCUGUGGACGGUUGGAGAAGCAAACAGGACGCCUUUAAGACAGAGAACAAACAGCCGGUGCCUGCUUCAGCUGAGAUCAAAGCAGCUACUUUGUUGGCGCAAAGCUCUCAGAAUGUGGCCAGCAGCAACCCUUUUUAUUCGAAUUACAUGGAAUCUGAGAACAAGUACAACCAAGAUCAAGACGGCGUCUCUGUCCCUCAGCCCCAAUUCCAGAGUUCUCCUCUGGAAAAUGAAGCCACAAUGUCUGACCCUCAUAAGGACUUCAUUCAGGCUUUCAGCCUAAACCACGUGCAGGACAGCUUUCCAACAUCCCAAAGUGUUUCUACAAGAGGCUGUUAUCACGGCGCCAACCCCAACUCGGUAGAUACCUACACGGAGAACCUUCCGGUGAACCUCUACAAGGACUCAAAGUCACACAGCUCAAACAUGCAGGAUUUUUUCCAAAAUUCCAGAGAAGAUGAGAAUGUCUUUGCUAGAUAUCCCAGCACUUUAGCAAAUCCGUCCCCUGACAAGGAUCUCUGCACCUCCUCAAAGGGUCCAGUGUCAAACCUAUUUUAUUCUGCCUCCACCAAGUUUCAAACAAAUGUAGGAGGAUUCUCUCAUAAAAAACUUGCUGAUGCUGGAUUAUCGGGGUCGGAUCUGGAUGCAUUCUCCCCUUUCUCCACUGCAGAGCCAUUCCCCAGCCCACUAGUAAAGAAUUUAUUUGGAGAUGGUGGCAUUGCCAGGGACUCAUUUGGUGCAACGCCAUUUGAUAGCAAGGAUAAUUUUGGGUCGUCACCCCUGGUCCAAUCCAAUUAUUCUGAUGCACUGCACGACAUUGUGCUCACCACUCCUCAGGGAAGCAACCACGGAAUCCUCCACCCGACCCCCUUCAAUCAGGCCCAGAAACUGAUGGGGUCGCCGGAUUCUUCUCCUACUGAGUCAGAGCAUGUGCAAUUCUCUAGGCGUCCACCAAAGCCACUGCCUCGUUCCAAACCUUCCAGGCCACCCAAGCCAGCAUACUCUGUGGAGCCUGAUGCAGCUGUGCCUCCGAAACCUCCUCCAAAACCGUUUAAACCGCUACCAAAGCUGCCCAUUCACCUCAAAACCGAUGCUGAGGACCACAAAGCGGCUGAUAUGGAAGACUACCCCGUCUUUGAGGACAUUUUACUGAUGGGACAGGAGAGGUGUGUAGAAGACUGGCCAGAGGACAGUCCUCAGCUGGACCCCGACUUCAAACCAUCCGGGAAGUUUAAACUCCGCCGUGAAUCCCUAAAAAUGAAGAUGGACCAUGAGGUAGCAGAAGGAGGCAGUGUAGAAGACUUGGAUGGUUAUGGAACUCAGGGCAAGAAAAAGGGGAGGAAUUUCUCCCUGAUGUCCAGAAGAGGCUCAAAGGACACAUUUCCUGGUGACAACAGGAGCUUCACUUUACCUACACAAAGAAAAUCAUCAAAGGACUAUUUUUACGAAAUGAACUCAUCCCCAGUUGAGAAAGAAGAUGGAAUGCAAAGUUGGUCAGACACAAAAAAGAAGGACCCUCUAAAGAAGAAAGUCAACAAGAUGCUUAGGCGCGCAUCCACCAGUCUCAUCAACAAACAUUCGACUGCUGAAAGCAAGCAGGACGAUGACUUCAUUAAGAAAAAGAUGCAAAUGAAAGAGCCCACCAACACACAGCACUCUCAGGAGGCCAUGUUGGAAUACAGCAUGAAUGUGGAAGAGAAGGUUGGACCAUGGGAGGCUGACGGCUACACCAGUAAUGGCAAAAAGAAGAAGAGUUUCAAGUUAAUCUCAAAGAAAAAUCUCCCUGAGGAGCAGUCCAAGGGGGCAUAUGGUUUCUCCAAUCGCACGGACUCAAAUGAGUAUAUAUUUGAGGAUGAUGACGGGUUAAGAAGUCCUCAUUCCACCAGACAGGACGGGCUCGUAGACAUGAAUGCUUUUUCUGCAAGCAUGCCCACUGGAUUGAAUGACCAAGAACUCUACUGGCCUGAGGACUACAAAUCUCAGAGGAAAUCCAUGAAGAAGAAAAUGCUGCACUUGGCUCGCCACAGCUCCAAGGAGGACAUGCUGAACACCAACAGGCAGCAUUAUGAAGAGCUGAACUCAGACGACUACAAGCGGAAAAAAAAUAAAUUCAAGGCUUCGGUCCCUCCUCCGGUUCAGUCUCGCAAACAAAAGCCGAUUCACAGUUUACCUGAACUGGAGGAACCAGGUGCAUACAGCCAUGCUUCUUCCACAGAGCCGUCUUAUUCGGACCACUGGCUUGGCGAGGAUGAUGUCAUGCGGAGUGGAAACCCACGCAGGAGUGCCAAAGUGGACUACAACUACGAAGUGGAUGAACUGGCAAUCUGCAAACAGAAAAAGUCAAAGCGCAAAAGCUUAUGGAAGCACAAAUCGAAGAUAAGCAUGAACAAAGAGUGGGAUGACGCCAGCGAAGACUCAGCAGCGAUGUCUGAGGCGGCCCAUGCUGAAAUGCUAGCGGCUCAGAGGGACAUAGCGAACAGUGUGGAAGACACUGAGGGUGACGGGGACACAGACAGCUUGAUGGAAUGGUGGAACACAGUGGAACAAUGGGAUGAGCUUCCAUCAGACGAUGAGGAAAAAAAUGAUGAUUCCACGUCCUUCACUAUCUUGGCGAACAAGGUUCAGCGAGGCCUGCGCGUCUUCAACAAAAUCUUCAUGGAGCGCGCCGAGGUUUUGUGGCAGCAUGUCAUCAGGCUGCACGCCCUGGCGGAGGACAUCAUCAUCUUCCACCAGAAGGCCAAGGCGGCAGGCAUCACCGGCGGCACCACGGCGGCCGUCGGUGGCGUGACAGCCAUCGCUGGCCUGGCCUUGGCACCUUUCACGUUUGGCGCCUCUCUCAUUAUCACGGCUGUCGGUGUAGGUGUCGCUACCGCUGGAGGGAUCACCACGGCCUCGGCGACCAUUUCGGAUAAUGUUAACAACAUGCAUGAGCGCAAGAAGGUGGAGGCGGUGCUGCAGGAUUACGACCUUCACUUUCAGGACGUGGCCAAGGUCCUUUACUUCGUCAAUCACGGCAUCUACAAACUGCGCGGGCAUCCUUUCCUCAGGUCAGGCACACAGCACUACUCCGAGGACUGGGAGGUGCGCAAGGCAGUGCAAAUGAUCAGCCUGGUGGACUCGCCCGUCAUGCGAGCUUCACAGGUCACCGAGACCAACUUGGCCUUAGUCCAAAAAUUUCACAGCAGCAUUGACAAGUAUUUCCUCAAGGAAUCCCGGGAGCUGAAGAGAAGCUGUAAGAAGGAGUUUGUGGCUCAGAUAAAGGAGGUUGCCAAUGUGCUCAAUGAUGGAGUGGUGGAGCUCAAUGCCAUCAGGGAGGAGUUACAGAGCGCAGUUGGGAACAUCUUGAAUAUGUUUCGCAAAGAAAAGCACUCAGCACCCACUGUUCCCUCACUUCCACCGAGAUUGCCCACAGUUCCAUCACUUCCACCGAGGCUCAACGAACAGGAUCUGGACAAUCCAAUCACACACAGCACUGAAGUACAAGACUCAGGCGGAACCCAGCAGAACCCUGGUAUGCUUAAAGGAGUCAUGCAGAAGGUAAACCCAUUCAAGUCUUCCUCUCAAGUCCCUGAAACUGGAGUGUCUGAGUCAUCGGGACAGCACCCGGGAAUGUUUACAGGGAUGUUCCAGAAAGUCAAUCCAUUCAAGUCUUCAACACAGGCACCAAAGCAUGAGCCUCAGGAUGCAGAGCCCCAAGAGCCCAGAGAUGAAAAAGAGACACCAAAGCAUGAGCCUCAGGAUGUAGAGCCCCAAGAGCCCAGAGAUGAAUUCAAGGAAAAAGAGGACACGCAGCCUCUCCAGCGUGACGUCUCAUCCAGUGAAGAAAGCCUGGUUGAUAACAACAACUUGCCUAAAAUGCCGAUGUCACAAGAGGAUACUGUGGACUCGGAUACAUCUCUGAAGCAGACCUUCAGAAUCAAAAGAAUUCUUCCAAGUGGGCUUUUUCGAGCAAAGGACUUGAACACAUUGGCUGACGCACAGCCUUUACCACAGGAGGUGGAGGUCCAAACACUGGAGAUGGUUGAAAUGACUGCACUCAAUGAUGGAAGUGCCUUAGACCCUUUGGAGGAUGAAGAUGGACUUCUGGCAUGGUGGAGAACAGUCGAUGGCUGGACUGAGUGGAAUGAGGCUACCCAGAAUAAUGACACUGAGGAGAUAGUGGAACAAGCGGCCGAUCGUGUCUUCAUGGCGGCCCAGCUCUUUGUUCGCCUUUUCAACCAUCGUGGUGCUUCUCUGCAGCAGCGCAUCCUGGAGCUCGUUGCGCUGGCUGACGCCGCUGACAACUUUCACAAGAAGACUGUUACGGCCAGCAUCGGUGGCGGUGUGGCCAGUGUGGCAGGCUCUAUUACCACCAUCACCGGUCUGAUCCUGGCCCCAUUCACGGCAGGAACGUCGCUCAUUGUCACAGCUGUGGGUAUCGGCGUUGCCACGGCGGGUGGCGUAGCCUCUGCCUCCGCCAACAUCACAGACACGGUGCAUUCGAAGACUGAUCGUAAGAAGGUGGAAAAAAUGAUCCAAGACUACCAGGAGCAGAUAGAUGACAUCAAAGAGUGUCUGGAGUUCUUGCAGGAAGGGAUGGAAACUCUUGAGGAGUGGAACUUUGAGCAAUACGCCGAGAGCAUCUCCAGAAAACAUCUCAACCAGAACGUCAAACAUGUUAUGAAGGAGGGUGGCCGGGCUGGCAAAGCUUUGGUCAUCAACACAGAGAGCCUGAUCAACACUGUCCAGGUCCUCAGUGUGGCGGGUGGUGCUGCCAAAGCAGCCCAGGCGAUAAGCGUCACCACUGGGGUCAUGUCGGGCCUCUUCCUGGCACUAGAUGUCUUCUUCUUGGCCAAGGACUCUGCAGAGCUGAAAAAGGGUGCCAAGACGGAGUUCGCCGCGAAAAUCAGAGAAGUUUGCAAAGACCUGCAGGAUGGACUCCUGGAGCUGAACCACAUCAAGGAAGAGCUGCAGAAGACUAUGGAUGGCAUCGAGGUGGAAGUGGAAGAAGAGGACGAGGAGAUUUUAAAGUCUGAUCUGAAGAAACUCAUUGAGCUUGAAGAAUGAUGAAACCAAAUCAAAUGCCUUAAUCCUGUUCUUGAUUUUAACCAGGUAAUGGCAUUGUAGAACCUCUGACUAGUUCAAUAUUUUAAAUAUGCAACUAUUUAUAUUUUAAUAUUGUGAUUGUUUUUCUGUUUAGUUUCUUUCAACAAAAUGUGCUAAAUUAAAGUGCCUCAGCCAGCA